AUUCCUUUCUUUACUGUAUCAUCAAUGGCAGGAAAGUCUUCCAGUCUUUUCUCUUUUGCAACCUUGAUGGUUGUCAUUGCAAUCUGUCUAUCUAUCAUUUGCUCUCCAGUCACAGCUCAAGGUGUGAGCAAAACUGGCAAGAAGGAUGGAAAUGCAUUACUAUCAGCAGCCAAGAAAAUUCCCAAUGGCAAUUACGUUUUUCAGGCCUAUAAUUCAAAGAAAACAUUGACCCUCAUUAGUACCGGAAACCUUUUGGCUCCAAGAACCUCGGGUCAAAAUGAAUGGGCAGUUAAGCAGCACAGUGGAUCAAAAUAUUUCACUAUACGUGCUAACAACAAGGCUGGCCUUCCCAAGUGUAUCUCUACUCGAUGGUCUUUUGCCAGUUCUGGAGGAUUUCCUGAUGCUGCUGUUAUGUGGCAAUGUGAAGUAGAUACACCAAAUAUUAAGUACUACGGCUAUGAUCCUAUUUACCCUCCCAAGCAAAUGUGGCUCGCCAUUCCUGAUAGCCACCACAAAGGCUAUUACAAGAUUGUAUCAGCAUCUCAUCUUUUCGAUAUGACCCCAAAUUGUAUUAGUGUUAACACCAUCUCCGGUGGCGUCAAAUUCACAAAAUGCAAGAUUGAUACCAACAACACCAAAUUGCUCUGGAAGCUCACAAAACAAUAAGCUAGCCUUAUUACCUCAUUCAUCUUUUAAAUAAAAAUAAAAUUAUAUCAUAGUGCGAGCGCUAUUACUACAU
Molecule: messenger RNA, 739 nt
Organism: Phycomyces blakesleeanus NRRL 1555(-)
Lineage: Eukaryota; Fungi; Mucoromycota; Mucoromycetes; Mucorales; Phycomycetaceae
Exons: 3
Coding region: 25-666 (213 amino acids)
Source: RefSeq, a predicted model, not a curated record